AUGUCUCUAGUAUACAAAUGUGUAAUUGCCGGCUUAGUAAGAUACUGGCUUAUUCACAUAGACUAUUGGCAGACAAUAGCUAAUAGAGUGGAAAUAGCUACUCCUUUAAAUUCCUGGAAGAGAUUAAUUGAAGGUGUUUACUUGUACGACAAUAACAUCAAUCCUUAUGAAGGUGACUCUUUUCACGAAUCACCAUUGAUGUUGCUAUUCUUCCACUUUGUAAUGAAAAAAACUCCGUACAUACUGCCACUUCUAUUUACAAUUUUUGACUUAACUACUGGUCUUCUAUUAUACAAAACAUCGAAAUCGUUUGCGCAGAUGUUUAAAGAGUCACAAGAUAAAGUUAAAGAUGAUAUAAAUGCAGAUUCUAAAUCCAUGCUCCUAAGUAAUUCAAAAUUAAAUGAAGCACCUGAAUAUGUUCUGUCUGUAUACCUGUUUAAUCCGUACUCUGUACUAAACUGCGCUGGCAUGACAACUACAGUCAUUCAGAACUUAUUAGUUGCGGCAUCAUUAUGGGGAGCCUCAAGUGGUUACAGAAUAUUGGCUUGUGCAUUCAUUGCCCUUGCUACACAUCAAGCCUUAUAUCCAGUUCUGCUUAUAGUUCCUAUUGCAAUAUUAUUAGCAGAUAUAAAUAAAGGAUGUAAUAAGUGUUCAUACAUAAGAACUUUAUUAGUUUUUGUACUAUGUUGGGGAUUCUUGAUAUAUUUUUCAGCAUAUAUAAUGGAUGGAUCAUAUAAAUAUGUAUACAAUACUUAUGGAUUUAUAUUAGCAGUGCCAGAUCUAAAGCCAAACAUUGGUCUAUUCUGGUAUUUCUUCACUGAAAUGUUUGAACAUUUUAGGCUACUGUUUGUAUGUGCAUUCCAGAUAAAUGCAUUAGUACUAUAUAUUGUUCCAUUAACCCUGAGGUUUAAGAAAGAGCCUGUCCUUCUGGCCACAGUGUUGAUAGCAUUGUCAGCCAUAUUUAGAUCUUAUCCUUGUGUGGGUGAUGUUGGAUUUUAUUUGUCUCUAUUGCCUAUGUGGAAGCAUUUAUUUACAUUUAUGCAACAGAAGUUCAUCGUGGGAUGUGCAUUUAUCAUAACAUCAGCACUUGGACCGACAGUAUGGCAUCUAUGGAUUUAUUCUGGUUCAGCAAAUGCUAACUUUUUCUUUGGAGUAACCCUUUCAUUUGCAACUGCGCAAAUUUUCCUAGUAACGGACUUAUUGUUUGCUUAUAUAAAAAGGGAGUUUACACUUAAAAAUGGAUCAUCUCGUCAGAUAGAUGGAAAACCUGCAAAAUUAGUUUUACGAUAA
Parnassius mnemosyne (clouded apollo) is the source of this 1290-nucleotide messenger RNA. The record is from the annotation of a GenBank genome assembly. NCBI's taxonomy places the organism in Eukaryota, Metazoa, Arthropoda, Insecta, Lepidoptera, Papilionidae.